Molecule: messenger RNA, 1019 nt
Organism: Asparagus officinalis (garden asparagus)
Lineage: Eukaryota; Viridiplantae; Streptophyta; Magnoliopsida; Asparagales; Asparagaceae
Product: 60S ribosomal protein L10a-like
Exons: 6
Coding region: 111-761 (216 amino acids)
Biological process (GO): translation
Cellular component (GO): large ribosomal subunit
Molecular function (GO): structural constituent of ribosome; RNA binding
Source: RefSeq, a predicted model, not a curated record
UCGUACUUUCUCCUCGCUAGGGUUUAUACAUUUUAAAGUAGAAAACCGCAGACGAAGCCGCCUCUCUUUCGCCAUUCCCUUCUUUGAGGGAACAAGUAAUCGCUUGAAUCAUGAGUAAGUUGCAGAGUGAUGUUUUGAGAGAGGGUAUCUCUAAGAUUAUGGGUGAUGCUCGUGAGAAGAAGCGUAAUUUUACGGAGACUAUUGAGCUUCAGAUUGGGCUCAAGAAUUAUGAUCCUCAGAAGGAUAAGCGUUUCAGUGGGUCUGUUAAGCUGCCGCAUAUUCCGAGGCCCAAGAUGAAGGUUUGCAUGCUUGGAGAUGCUCAGCAUGUUGAAGAGGCAAACAGGAUUGGACUUGAAUCGAUGGAUGUUGAAGCGCUGAAGAAGAUGAACAAGAACAAGAAGCUUGUCAAGAAGUUGGCAAAGAAGUAUCAUGCUUUCCUUGCGUCAGAAGCUGUCAUUAAGCAGAUUCCUCGUCUCCUAGGGCCUGGUCUUAACAAGGCAGGAAAGUUCCCUACAUUAGUGUCCCAUCAGGAAUCCUUGGAAUCCAAAGUUAAUGAAACCAAAGCCAUGGUUAAGUUUCAGCUCAAGAAAGUUCUUUGCAUGGGUGUUGCUGUUGGAAACUGUGGGAUGGAGGAGAAGCAAAUCUUCCAGAAUGUGCAACUCAGUGUCAACUUCCUGGUUUCUUUGCUGAAGAAGAAUUGGCAAAAUGUCCGUUGCUUAUACUUGAAGAGCACGAUGGGAAAGCCUUUCCGGGUGUUCUAAGCAGCAAUUAGAGAAAGCGAGAUAUCGGGGUUGUUUUUGUUUGUGUACUAUCAGUCUAAACCUUCAAUUUCAUCUUGAAAAGAAUUACCUGGACCUGUUUUUGUUAAAUUUUAUGUUGUGUUAUUUUCUGAAGUGGAGUAUUGCUGUCCAUAGUAGCGUUUCUGUUGGGAGUUCUCUAAGAAGCUAUUUGACAAAUUUGUUAGUCCUUGCUUUUGGUCCCUUGUUUGAAUUUUCAUUCUAUGAAGCGUCUUGGUGGUA